This is a messenger RNA of Aplysia californica (California sea hare), 1593 nucleotides long. Its product is annotated as collagen alpha-1(I) chain. NCBI's taxonomy places the organism in Eukaryota, Metazoa, Mollusca, Gastropoda, Aplysiida, Aplysiidae. The record is from RefSeq and is a predicted model, not a curated record.
UUAUUCAACAGAGACUGGCACAAGCUGCACUUCAGUGUGACCCGCGACAACAUCGAGAUGUACAUCGACUGUAAGCCUAUCACGUCACAGCCUCUACCGCCCAGACGCCAGAUUGAUCUGAACGGCGAUAUCCUGCUGGGGACAAAGGACGAUGAUGGAACAACAGUGCCGUUUGAGCUGCAGUGGAUGCUGCUUGAUUGCGACCCGUCCAAACCAGAGAGAGAAACUUGUGAUGAGCUUCCCCCGAAAUCAGCAAGAACAACACGUCGGCCCAGACCAACUCGCAGACCCCGGGUCGAUGAGCAGGACCCCGGCGGCACUUCCGAAGGGGAAGGCGAAGACACCGGGACUGGGACGUCGGGUGGUGACCCUGAUGGAGAUAACAUUGGUUUAGGUAUCGAUUUGAGUAUCGAUAACGGCGGUGACGACCAGAAAGAAAAAACCUGUGAAGUCACAUGCCCCAGAGGACCCCCAGGCUUUAACGGAACUCAGGGCCCACCUGGCAGAGCUGGGUCCCCAGGCAGACCUGGAAGAGCUGGAGUGCCUGGAGAAUCUGGCAGGGAAGGAGCACCUGGAAUACCUGGACGGGUGGGUGAGCGUGGACUUCCUGGGAGAAGUGGACUACCGGGACAGAAAGGAGAGCCCGGUCUGGACGGCACACCAGGACCGCGCGGUGACAACGGCUUUCAGGGAGAACCUGGCCCUGUCGGACCAGAAGGAAGACGAGGCAGAGACGGUGUUAAGGGCGAGCCGGGAGAGCGAGGCUUGAUUGGACCACCUGGACCAUCUGGAGCUGCCAGUGCCACGGUCAAAGGUGAACCCGGAGAUCCGGGACUGCAGGGGCUGCGUGGUCCUCCUGGUGACAUUGGCAGAACUGGUUUGCCAGGACCCAGAGGGCCUUCUGGAGAUGACGGCAAGCCGGGACAAAAGGGAGAAUCUGGAUCCAGAGGCUUGAGAGGAUUCCCGGGCCUUUCAGGACCAACUGGGUCAAGGGGAGGUACUGGACCCCAAGGACCCCCUGGACCACCGGGCAUUCCCGGCCGAGGAGAGGAAAGCGACAACAGAAUAGAUCAGAUUGUUCCGGGAUCUCCCGGUAUCGUUGGACCCAGGGGCCCUCAAGGACCCAAUGGAAUUCCCGGUCUUCGAGGCAUCAAAGGAGAGACCGGUGGUAAAGGAGGCCGGGGAGAAAGGGGUUACCCAGGACCUCCCGGCCCGGCCGGAGCUGUGACGUCAACCAAUGUCGGCAACUCGGUAACGGACAACGGGACGGUGACGCUGUUGCAAGGAUCUCCAGGACCAAGAGGCCCGCCCGGAUCCAAAGGAAACUCGGGCCCCGUCGGCCCAGCUGGCAUGAUUGGCAUCCCAGGAGCGGACGGAACAAAGAAUGACUUCAGAGGAAAAGUCGCUCCGGAGUUGCCAGAUGUCGCAGGUGCUAGUUUAGCAGAGAAAUGGGAGCAAUUGUUUAAUUGGGGAGCCAGCCAGUUAGAGGUGGGGAAAGUUCCAGGGAAGAUGCGUACGUGUGACCGCAGUGCACAGCACCUCCUACCACAGGGGCCAUCUGGUGGAAAUACAUUGGUCAGCGUCAGACAUUGA